GGACGACAGUGCAAUGCGGUGUGCUUCGUCGAGAUGCACAAGAAAGCAGCGGUCGAGCAGGGCAUCCGCACGGAGGUCGCCAAGGACGGUGGCGAGGCCAUCUUCGUCCUGAAGCACCUGGCAGCCACCUCCUGGGAGCGCAUGCUGGGCGAGUCGCAGUGUAAGGCCUUCCGGGCGGCCACCCUGCACCUCCAGCGGGGGAACCUCGUCGUCGUGACGGCGCACCUCUUCCCUGGCGACACGCUGGGGGGCGCCAACGCCGAGCGCCUUCGGUCGGUCGGGCACUUCGUCACGACGCUCGCCGACCCGUGGGUCAUCAUCGGAGACUGGAACCUCAGCACGGAGCAGCUUCAGGCCUCCCAGUUCAUGCAGCUGGUGGACGGCAUCAUCGUCAAGCCCGACGUGGACAUCACGUGCUCCACGGCCUCGGGCUCGUCGCUCAUCGAUUUCGCGGUGGCCAAGCGCGGCUUCGAGGCCUUCUUGCAGCUUCGCGCCUGUCUGCAGGUGCCCUGGAAGACGCACGUGGGCCUGGAGCUGGACAUCGCCAGCGGCCGCGAGCAGUGGUGGCACCAGGUUCUAGCGGUGCCGCGGGCCCUGCCGCCCCUCGAGCGCCCUCGCAGAGCGCCGCUGGAGGGCAGCAAGCGGGCGCGCAGGAUGCUGGCGCAGAGGCGGCGGCGCAGGGGUGACCUCGACCCGAACCUGCGCGCCGCCUUCGACGACCUGGCCAAGGGCGUUGAGGUUGCCAGCUCGCAGGGCCCCUCGGAGGUGGAGGUGGCCUUCCACAUCCCUCCUGAAGCCUGGGACCUGGCGGCUUGUGCAGUCGCAAGCCAGCCGCGCGCGCCGCCGCGCGUUGGCGAGGCAUGGGCUGUCCCUGCGGGCUCGGGGGUCGGGGCGGUCAACGACCUCUACGGCCGCUGGGUGAGCGCGCUGGAGGAGACGGUGCUUCAGGUCGAGGGCGCGGACGACACCACGCGCAGGCUGCUGACGCCGCGCAAGCACAACUCCGACCACCAGCAGCGGCUCACCACCGUGGAGACCAUUGGGAGGAUGAUGGAGCAGGGCGAGAGCCAGCCCAAGGACGUCAUCUUCGGGAAGCGCAUGUGCACGGCGGACGUGAAGGCGUGGACGGCGGCGGUCCACUCCAGCACUCGCGCCGCAGCGGAGCUGGAGGAGCUGGGCGCCGUGGUCGAGCGCACCCGCGAGCUGGUGCAGCGGGCUUUCGCGCGCAGCUUGGCUGCUGCUGGCCAA
Prorocentrum cordatum is the source of this 1248-nucleotide messenger RNA. NCBI's taxonomy places the organism in Eukaryota, Dinophyceae, Prorocentrales, Prorocentraceae. The record is from the annotation of a GenBank genome assembly.